Enterobius vermicularis (human pinworm) is the source of this 783-nucleotide messenger RNA. Lineage: Eukaryota; Metazoa; Nematoda; Chromadorea; Rhabditida; Oxyuridae. The record is from the annotation of a GenBank genome assembly.
AUGAAAAUACGGUCGUACGCAAAAAAUGAAUGUGAGAAAACGUGGAUUGCAACUGAAGACUACUGCUAUUCUAAGGAACUACGAAGGCAUAAUUUUGACGAAGCACAACAGGUGUGCAAAAAGAAGGGAGCUAGACUACCAGUUUUUUUGAGUGAAAAAGAAUUUGCAGAUUUCCGAAACAUGACUAAAGAGCCACAUGAUUUUUGGAUUGGAAUACGACAACAGACCAGAAGAAUGUGGAGGUGGCUAGACGGUGCUCCUCUACAUCUUUCAGAAAUAUCGUUGCCAAUUUCUUUUACUGAUGGUUUCCGGUGUGCGGUAUUAAGUAAGAGAGGUGUAGGAUUUCGGAGUUUCGACUGUCCUUCAUAUUGGCAAGAGUUUGAAGAAAACUGUUAUCUACUAGUGUGUUUUAAAGCUUUCAAUGAAGCAUCUAUAUUUUCCAAAGAAGAAGAAGACUUUUUAAAAGAAUUAGUGGGUGAUAAAACUGCUUACAUUGGUCUAGAUUUCAUGUACCUAGCAAGAGACACUUAUCUUCCAGUGGAGUUCGAACUGGCAAAUGAAUAUGAGAGGGUAUUUAUAAAACGUGCUUAUUUUAAUGUUCGCUAUCAAGAAUGUUUACAACUCGACUGGAAAGCGACAAUGAUGGCCUACCAAGCUUGUGAACACACGGCAGAGUUCACCUGUCAAAAAGAAAGUAUGGUUAUGUGGCAACCUCAGUUUCUACUAACAGAAGAUAUUUCUAAAAGUAUUUAUAGGGAGAGAAAUGAAAAGGUUAGAAAGUAG